GAAAGUUUUGUUGAUCAAUUCAAAAAUUUUGACGUCUUUUUACAAACCUGGAUAAAAUACUGAUAAAAAAAAUAUAUUACUAAAAAGCAUUUAGAUCACAAUACAUAAAAUGAGCCCGAAGAAGAAGAAACCCAAGCUAAUGCCUGUGUCGCUCGAAAAUAAAAGAGAGAAUGAUACUGAAGAAUCCAUGAACAAACGGCGUAAAUUUAAUUCUAGCUCUACUUCGGAUAAUAUAGCCUCUCUCAAAAGGAAAAACUUUGUAAAGGCAUGUGAAAAAGUUUCUUGUUCAGCCUACCUGAAUUAUGCUGAACGUUUUCAAUUGAUCAGCUUACCAGAUUGCAUUCAAAGCAAUUGCUGCAAGCAUCAGGAUUUUAAGGAGAGUUCUAAAAUUAAACAGGUGCCUUCACAUGCUGAAGAGUCAUUCAAAAUUGAGAUGAAGACCAACAUGUGGUGUGAUGCUUUGGAGGUGUGUAGAUUGUGCAUCACACCCACUCAGUAUUUGUCAUCAGACAUUUUGAAAGAUAUUGUUGAAAUAGUACUGAAUGCCCAUGAAGACAACUCGGGUGAAUAUCCCGUAUCCAAACUCAUCAGCCAAUGCCAACAAAUACUGGCUUUGAACUUCAGCACGCAUCCUCCAUGUCUCAUGAAAACUAUGAGGAAAUGCUAUAACAACUUUCUUACUACAUCUAUGGAUUUAAAAGGAAACACAUUCACAAACAGAUCACAAUUCGAUUGUGAUAAAGGUAUUGUUAAGUACUGCAUGAACAGAUUAGAAUAUGAAAUAAGUGAGGACAGCAAAGAUACACCUCUAGUUGACAAAAACGAAAACAUUCCGGAGGAAAUGAAGCAAACUGUCAAAGGUUUACAUUGGCAGAAAGAAAAAUUGGAAAUAUUUGAAGUGUUAGAGAGACCGGAAAGAAUAGAACGACUUAUGGCAGUGCUUUCUAGUGUUAUAGAACUGCUACAAUAUGAUUUGGCCAUUUGGCAUUCAAGAUACACCAAUAAUUUAGGUUCUCACAUAAUGAGGUCUCAUAAACCGCUCAUGGCUUAUGUGCUGUGGGCCAACAAUGUGUUGUAUACAGGAGCAGUAAAUAAUAAUUGCAGGCAAAUACUUAAGCUCUUCAUGUAUUUCAUACAUUUAAAAUAUCCUGAAGAACACAUUAGGACCAUGCAGCUCUGGCUCAAUACCAUGAUACAAACUUUUUACAUAUGUGAAACUAAUUCAAACACUGACUAUCCGAAUACUGGGAAAUAUUGCACAGCUUUUGCUAAUGAAUUCUACAAAUUAUUAUCAGACUUGCCUCCAGAAUCAAGAAUAAGAAUAUUAGAAAGAGUUGAACCUUCCUUUAUGCAGUACCUGAUUGGGAUUGUUCAUACACAAUCUCUUUUCUCAUCACAAGAUUGUAAUAUAAUUAGAAUAGUUAUAGAUGUCCUCAAUAAGUCACAGUGGACAAAAUUUCCUCAAAGUAGUGCAGACCUCAAAUUACGAAAGACAUUUUGUGUAAGAAAUAUCAAACGUAAUAAAUUCUUGAAGUUUUUGUCAAACAAAAUAUGCAAAGAGACAAGAAGGCAGAAAGGAGAAGCAUGUAUCUUAUACUCAAAAUAUACACCAUGCAUUUUCAGUAGCCAGGUUGAUCAGAACUAUGCCAUGUGUGUUUUAUCCAUUACUUUUCGAGCAUAUUUAGAUGCGUAUAGCGUUGAAAAUGUACAAGAAACACUGGAUAAAUUAAACAAAGAAAUAAUGAGUAAUGCUCCAUAUUAUGACACUAUGGAAUUGACUUCCUACACAGCAACAGAAAACUUCAUUAAAACUUAUAGGCAGAUAUAUCAACUUUUAAAGGAAUUAAUAAUUUUACUGAAUAAGUAUCAUGAUAAGGACCAAUAUGAUCAGAUACUAAAAUUUUUCGAAAAUAUCCCUUUGCUAGGUUUGUAAAACUUUAUUUGUUGCACAAGUUAAGCCUGUUGAUUUUUGUUGUUACGCCAUAUUAAGUAGUAAGUAAGUACUAUGAUAUUGAUACAAUAAUGUCAUCUAAUGUUAUGCUUUUAGGGUUCUUUAGUAAAUACAAGAAACCCUUCUAAUUUUGUCACGUGACUCACGUCUAUUCACUCUUGAUAACUUUGGUAAUUAUUAAUAUAAAGGUGAUUUGACGAAAUUAAUUAAGUACAGGU
Molecule: messenger RNA, 2169 nt
Organism: Aricia agestis (brown argus)
Lineage: Eukaryota; Metazoa; Arthropoda; Insecta; Lepidoptera; Lycaenidae
Exons: 6
Coding region: 110-1933 (607 amino acids)
Source: RefSeq, a predicted model, not a curated record